GUAGCAACCUGUGGUGCAACAGAAUGAUUUCACUUUCUAUUCUGGUGAAUCGAGACGAAAAUAUCAAGUCAGACUUUUAAACUUCUUCUUCUUCUCCUGAGGAUCAUCACUGAAGGGUUUCUGUCGAUGGAGAACAACGAGGAGGCAACACGCACCUGCGACAAGUGCCACAAAGAGGUUGCAGAAGCCAACUUCGCUCUGCAUGAAACACACUGCAGACGCUUCUUAUGUCUCUGUCCUGACUGUGAGGAAUACGUUCCCAGAGAGCAACUGAACGAACACAGAGAGACACAGCACACCCUGGUGAGGUGCUCCAAGUGUAACCAGAAGAUGGAACGCUGUCAACUAACGGAUCAUGAGUCCGAUGAGUGCGUGGAGCGUCUGCAGUGCUGUCAGUUCUGCGAGCUGGAGCUGCCGGUGAAGGAGCUGGACGAACACUGUCUGGCCUGCGGAAGUCGAACUGAACUCUGCAGGGAGUGCGGCCGCUACGUCACCCUGAAGGACCAGCCCGAGCAUGACUUGACCUGCUCAGCUGCUGACGAUGACUCAGGUCCUCCUCAGACUACCAGCAAACUACCACCAAACAACACAACAACAACAGCGAGUUGUAGCAGAUGUAUGGUGUCAUUACCAGCUGAGGAGAUAGAAGAACAUGAGCUGAAGUGUGUUCCAGCGAGCAGGUUGGACGAUGAAGAGGCCGCGCCAGAGGAGGAAGAGAGCAAGGAAGAGGGCGAGGAUGAGGGUGAUUUCUCCGAGCAGGUGGCCACUCCUCGGCUAAGCAGCACCUAUAAGGCGAUGUCCCUGUCAAACGGACCCAGCAGAGGUCCCUGGGUCAAUGGAGUUGACCCAGACCAGAUCAGCACCUGCCCCCACUGUCACCUGGCCCUGCCCGUCUUCACACUACGUUGGCAUCAGGUGAAGUGCCAAAUCCUCAUUCACCUGAAAUAAAGGGAGAGAUGUCCUCUGAAUGGAUAAGCUGCUUCAGAGAGCUUUGAUCAAUACGUAUUUAGCAAAGGGAGGGAAGACAAGUAUUUGGGCUGUUCAAAUGUAAUUUCAUCAUUGGCCUACUUUAGAGUAUUUUCUUUAUGUUUAUAUGAAGGCUUAAAUUUGGGUUUUUAGUUUUAGUUAGUGUGUGCAUGACUUUGUGCUUGCAUAAGAGAAAGUGGCUCAGAGACUCUGUAUCUAAGUUAACUUGACACGCCUGAUAACUUUGUAAUGUUCCUUUUGUUAAUUACAAAUACUGAUACUAAACUGUAAUGCUAAUUACCUCUGUUUAAACCAGUAAAUAUUAUGUUUUGAGUCAGAAACAUCAUAUGGAGCAAUUUUCACAGUAAUUAAUGUUAAAAAAAAAAGUCUCCGUUAACAAUAAAAGGUUUA
This is a messenger RNA of Sebastes umbrosus (honeycomb rockfish), 1377 nucleotides long. It is a transcript of the gene xaf1, whose product is annotated as XIAP associated factor 1. Gene Ontology annotation, molecular function: zinc ion binding. The coding region runs from base 127 to 948 and encodes 273 amino acids. The record is from RefSeq and is a predicted model, not a curated record. The transcript has 7 exons. Lineage: Eukaryota; Metazoa; Chordata; Actinopteri; Perciformes; Sebastidae.